Messenger RNA from Grosmannia clavigera kw1407, 2142 nucleotides. Its product is annotated as ATP dependent RNA helicase. Bases 1 to 2142 code for a protein of 713 amino acids. The record is from RefSeq and is a predicted model, not a curated record. Gene Ontology annotation, molecular function: ATP binding; RNA helicase activity; RNA binding. NCBI's taxonomy places the organism in Eukaryota, Fungi, Ascomycota, Sordariomycetes, Ophiostomatales, Ophiostomataceae. Gene Ontology annotation, cellular component: nucleus. The transcript has 2 exons.
AUGGCUGAUCAACUCAACAUGAACGGCCUUAACAUCGGCCCCAAUGGCGGAGCGCACACCCUGCAGCGGUCUUACAUCCCACCUCAUAUGAGAGGAAAGGUGGCUGCUAAUGGCAGUGCGCCCGCCCCUGUUGCUGCCGAGGCUGCCCCUCCUGUCAAUGCGGCCGCUCCGGCUGCUGCAGGCCCUGCUGCCACUGGCCCGGCGCCCACACCUGCCGGUGCUGCUGCUGCUGGUCUCAACAACAGCGCCUGGUCUGGAAACCAGAACGUGAAUGCCCGCCCCGCAAAUGGCUGGAGCGGUGGAGGACAGCAGCGUCAGGGCUGGGAUCGGCCUCAGAGCUUCAACCCCAACGCAUACGGCGGUGCUGGCGGUGCUGGCGGUGCCGGUGGUCCUGGUAGUGCUGGCGGUGGCCACGGCGGCCACGGUGGUGGUGGCCACGGUGGCGGCGGUGGUGGUGGCGGUUACGCCCGUGGGUCUGGUGAUGGCCAGUGGCGCGAUGGAAAGCACAUUGCCGGUCCGGCCAACCCUCGCGUGGAGCGGGAGUUGUUUGGUCUGCCGGAUGAUCCGUCGAAGCAACACACCGGUAUUAACUUUGAAAAGUACGACGAUAUUCCCGUCGAGGCAUCGGGUCAUGACGUUCCCGAUCCCGUUCUCACAUUUACCAACCCUCCUCUGGAUGACCACCUGAUUCACAACAUUGAGCUUGCUCACUACAAGGUGCCCACUCCGGUUCAGAAGUACUCGAUUCCCAUCGUCAUGGGUGGUCGCGACCUCAUGGCCUGUGCUCAGACUGGUUCUGGCAAGACUGGCGGUUUCCUCUUCCCGAUUCUGUCCCAGGCUUUCAUCACCGGCCCUUCUGUUGUGCCCAACGGCCAGGCCGGUAACUUUGGCCGUCAGCGCAAGGCCUACCCCACGUCUCUGAUUCUCGCCCCCACCCGUGAGCUGGUGUCUCAGAUCUACGAGGAGUCCCGCAAGUUUGCCUACCGCUCGUGGGUCCGACCCUGCGUUGUGUACGGUGGUGCCGACAUUGGCUCUCAGCUUCGCCAGAUUGAGCGUGGUUGCGAUCUCCUGGUGGCCACGCCUGGCCGACUUGUUGACCUCAUAGAGCGAGGCCGCAUCUCGCUGUGCAACAUCAAGUACCUUGUGCUUGAUGAGGCUGAUCGCAUGCUGGACAUGGGUUUCGAGCCCCAGAUUCGCCGCAUUGUGGAGGGCGAGGAUAUGCCGGGUGUGAACGAACGUCAAACCCUGAUGUUUUCCGCCACCUUCCCUCGCGACAUUCAGAUGCUGGCCCGUGAUUUCCUCAAGGACUACGUCUUCCUUUCCGUCGGCCGUGUCGGUUCGACUUCGGAGAACAUUACCCAGAAGGUGGAGUACGUGGAGGACAACGACAAGCGCUCCGUGCUGCUCGACAUUCUUCACACCCACGGCGCCGGCUUGACGCUGAUCUUCGUCGAGACGAAGCGCAUGGCCGACUCGCUGUCGGACUUCCUCAUUAACCAGAACUUCCCGGCCACAUCCAUUCACGGCGACCGUACGCAGCGCGAGCGUGAGCGGGCGCUGGAGAUGUUCCGCAACGGUCGUUGUCCCAUUCUCGUUGCCACUGCCGUUGCUGCUCGUGGUCUUGAUAUCCCGAACGUCACGCACGUUGUCAACUACGACCUGCCCACCGACAUUGACGACUACGUCCACCGUAUCGGUCGUACUGGUCGUGCGGGUAACACUGGUCUGUCGACGGCCUUUUUCAACCGUGGCAACCGUGGCGUUGUCCGCGAGCUGAUUGACCUCCUGAAGGAGGCCAACCAGGAGGUCCCUGCCUUCCUUGAGACCAUUGCUCGCGAGAGCUCCUUCGGUGGUGGUGGCCGUGGUGGCCGCUCUGGUGGUGGCCGUGGUCGCGGCCAGAGUGCCAACCGCGAUUUCCGCAAGCUUGGAGGUGGUGGCUUCGGCGGCAACACCGGUGGCGGCGGCGGCGGCGGCUUCGGCGGCUCCAGCGGCGGCGGCGGCUAUGGUGGCAGCAGCGGUGGUGGCUACGGCGGUCCGCCGCAGAACUCUGGCUAUGGUGGUGGUGGUGGUGGCAGCUACGGCGGUGGUGGUGGCGGUGGCAGCUACGGCAACCCGGGCGGCCCUGGUGCCUCCUGGUGGUAG